AUGGAUAUGCUUCCUCCGCAAACCACACCACUUCCCCAUAUCAUCCCCUGCAUGAUAUCCGAGACGCCUCUUAAUCUACCCGCGAACUACGCUUCUUCCACCCUGAAUCUUACCUCUGAUGGAAUUCUCGUUAUCCAGGAGGUGUCUACUGAGAUAACCGAGCGCAAAUCAGAAGAAUCAUGCACCCUGAACUAUUCCUGGUGUCUGCUGUCAGAUGGUACCAAUGGGGAUGGACAUGGUAAGGACUGGUUGUUACGCCAGCGUGUUCACGUUGUAUGGAAUUUUGAGAUCCCGGCACCGGCUGGACCUGCUGAUGAAGCGAGCGAGGUAUUUUACAGUGGAACCGUCAUGCUUCCGGGAAUGGAUGCAGUAUAA
This is a messenger RNA of Blastomyces dermatitidis ER-3, 375 nucleotides long. RefSeq lists its product as uncharacterized. The record is from RefSeq and is a predicted model, not a curated record. The transcript has 2 exons. Lineage: Eukaryota; Fungi; Ascomycota; Eurotiomycetes; Onygenales; Ajellomycetaceae. The coding region runs from base 1 to 375 and encodes 124 amino acids.